Molecule: messenger RNA, 1144 nt
Organism: Benincasa hispida (wax gourd)
Lineage: Eukaryota; Viridiplantae; Streptophyta; Magnoliopsida; Cucurbitales; Cucurbitaceae
Source: RefSeq, a predicted model, not a curated record
AUUAUUAUUAUUAUUAUUAUUAUCUGCUGAGCAAAGAGAGGCAGUUUUGUGUUGUUUUUGUUUUGACCCCCAAAUAACCAAAAAACCAAAUCCCACCGACAAAUCAAAAGGAAAAAAAAUGGAAAAUCGAGCGAAGAAGAACAAUAACAAAAAGCAAAAGCACCACCACCAAUCCGGCGGCGCCACCGCUAAUCCACCACUUUCCGAUUUCUCCUUCAAGCCUUCCGCUGCCGUCAAAGGCCUCCGAUUUGGCGGCCAAUUCAUCGUCAAAUCCUUCACAAUCCGGCGAGCCUGGCCUCUCGAAUUCCUCCAACUCCUUUCUCUUCCACCGCGCUACGACGGCAGCGGCGGCGGCGUCGAUGACGAUAACAACAACAAACGACUUCCAUUCAAUUCCACGGCGGCGUUCGUCCCGACGAAUUUCACGAUUUUAGCGCACCACGCUUGGCACACACUGACGCUCGGUCUCGGCACAAAGAAAUCGAAGGCGAUUUUGUUCGUCUUCGCGACGGAAGCUUUGAAGGCCGCCGCUGGCCGUCUCUGGCCAGCGGAAAUUCCACUCGGCGAUGUGAAUCGGCGGCUGAUUCGGGGAUUAAGCGGCUGCGAAAUGGCUAGGUUUAAAUUUAGAAAAGGAUGCUUGACUUUUUACAUUUAUGCGGUCCGUGAAAAAGGCUGCUUCGGAUUCUCCGCCGCCGAUGAUUUGAAAACGAUUUUGCAGGCGGUUGUUUCGCUCAAUGAUUUUUUGGACCAUACGGCCAUGAUCGCCUUACCUAAUCAGAGAAACAUUAGUUACGGUGGCGGCGGCUUUACGACGCCGCCGGUCGCCGUUGUUCAUUGAAUCUUAAUCCUCUGUUUCUUCUCCUUAAAAUUGAUCUCUGUUUCUCAUCUUCUUCUUCAUUUUUUUAAAAGAAAUUUCUUGUUUGGCCUUUGAAUCAUUGAAUCUUGCUGCAACUUUUUCUUUUCCCUUUCCUUUUGAAUCAUUAGAUUGGAUUAUAAUCUUAUAUCAAGAAAAUGAUCCGUUUAACAUUUUUUAGUUGUAAUUUUCAUAUCAAUUUCCCCGGGAAAGAAUGUAUUUAGAUCAUCCAAAUAUAGGGGAGAGUCAGCAAGCUCUUCUUUUCCUCAAUUUCAUAGUUUGUUCAUCCAA